Molecule: messenger RNA, 429 nt
Organism: Ceratosolen solmsi marchali
Lineage: Eukaryota; Metazoa; Arthropoda; Insecta; Hymenoptera; Agaonidae
Product: histone H2A
Exons: 1
Coding region: 36-413 (125 amino acids)
Cellular component (GO): nucleosome
Molecular function (GO): protein heterodimerization activity; DNA binding; structural constituent of chromatin
Source: RefSeq, a predicted model, not a curated record
AAUACCUCCGUUAAACUAAAAUCUAGCAACUCGUAAUGUCCGGACGCGGCAAAGGUGGUGGUAAGGUCAAGGGAAAGUCAAAGACCCGUUCCAACAGAGCCGGACUCCAAUUCCCCGUAGGACGUAUUCACCGUCUCCUCCGCAAGGGCAAUUACGCCGAGCGCGUUGGUGCCGGUGCUCCGGUCUACCUCGCAGCCGUCAUGGAAUACCUUGCGGCUGAGGUCCUCGAGUUGGCUGGCAAUGCCGCUCGGGACAACAAGAAAACCCGUAUCAUCCCCCGUCACCUCCAGCUGGCCAUCCGUAAUGACGAGGAGCUCAACAAAUUACUCUCGGGAGUGACCAUCGCCCAGGGUGGAGUACUGCCCAACAUCCAGGCCGUUCUCUUGCCCAAGAAGACCGAAAAAAAGGCGUAAAUCGCUACUUAAACAA